Oreochromis niloticus (Nile tilapia) is the source of this 1554-nucleotide messenger RNA. RefSeq names its product sialidase-4-like. The transcript has 2 exons. The record is from RefSeq and is a predicted model, not a curated record. Gene Ontology annotation, cellular component: membrane; cytoplasm; intracellular membrane-bounded organelle. The coding region runs from base 108 to 1265 and encodes 385 amino acids. Gene Ontology annotation, molecular function: exo-alpha-sialidase activity. Lineage: Eukaryota; Metazoa; Chordata; Actinopteri; Cichliformes; Cichlidae. Gene Ontology annotation, biological process: oligosaccharide catabolic process; ganglioside catabolic process.
ACCAGCCUAUAAAAGUCAAAGCAACAUCAAAUUCUAGGACCGCAGAGAUAAACCCAGCAAGGCUUCUUUAUAAUUUAAUAUCCAUUUUAUACACAAGGACAGCAAACAUGGGCUGUGGACAUUCAACAACAGCUCAGCUGCAGAAACAAACUGUCUUUAAAUCUAAAAAAGAAGCUGCUGAAUGCGUUUACAGGAUUCCUGCUCUUCUGUAUGAGAAAGAAAGUAAAACUUUACUUGCCUUUGCAGAGCAGAGGAAGACUUCAAAGGAUGAAAGUGUGGAAAAGCUGGUUAUGAGAACAGGAAAGAUCAAGCAGAUAUGCUGUCAGAGGACGAUUGAGUGGUCAGAGCUCAAAGAGGUAGAAAAGGCACUUACUGAUGGACACCGUCCAAUGAACCCCUGCCCGGUGUAUGACGAAGCCAACAAAAAACUUUUCCUGUUUUUCAUCUGUGUUAAAGACGGUAUCACUGAGCGGUACCAAAAAGAAACCUGUGACAACAGGACCCGUCUCUGCUACAUCACAAGUGAGGAUCUCGGAGAAACCUGGAGCGAUGUGACAGAUUUGACGGACGAACUGGUUAAAAAAAAAAACUGGUCCACAUUUGCUGUUGGGCCAGGCCAUGGGAUUCAAACAGAGAGUGGUAGACUGAUUAUCCCAGUUUAUGCUUAUACUCCCUGCAAACCAUGUGCAAUCUCACUGUAUAGUGAUGAUCAUGGCAUAAAAUGGAAAUUUGGUGAACGGUUUAAUACGGUAUCAGUUGAGUGUGAAAUGGCUGAAUUUUCCAAAGGCCACAUCUACUGCAACGCCCGUAAUGAGGGCGGCUAUCGAGUGGAAGCAGUCAGUGAUGAUAAUGGACAUAUCUUUACCAUUCCCCAACCUGGAAACAUGCUUGUGGAAACAGGUUCAGGCUGUCAGGGAAGUGUUGUUUCCUUCCCAGCUCAGCAAGAAAGUGCAAACACAGAAAGUGACCCAAGCCAGAACCUUGAAAAUUGGCUGCUGUUCACGCACCCGACCAGUCCGAAAGACAGGAUUGAUCUUGGUGUGUAUCUGAACAAAUCCCCACAUGAUCCAAAGGCAUGGAGCGAACCCUACAUCAUUAAUGAGGGACCCAGUGGUUACUCAGACCUGGCUUACAUUGAUGAUGGCUGGUUUGCAUGUCUGUUUGAGUGUGGGCAGCACAAAAUACAUGAGCAGAUAGCCUCAGUUGUCUUUCACUAUGAGGCUAUCUGCUCAUGUAAGUGUUGCUUUGUAUGUAAAAAUCUUUAAUUGCUUGUUGCAUGAAAAAUGAAUAAGAAAACUGAGAAGCUUGUAGGAUUAACGCAAAAAUACUUUAAUAAAUUGAAGGAAACAGAAAACAGUUUCUCCUGUUUUCAGUGAGUAUUAAACAUGGAUGCUCAAUUUAAACAAAAGCUUUAAUCCAGUUAUUCACUUCUUGUAAAAAACAUACCUAAUGUUGCAAAUAUCAUAUUAUUGGUUGUGAGUGUAUUUGAUUUUAUUGCAGAAAAUAAUAAAAAAUAGUUACCAUAUCCUGUUUUAUUGUAAAAACUAUCUUUUC